GCCGUGCGCGAGGAGAUAUGAUCGAAACAUACGGUUAUUUCACAGGUAUGACCAAGAGGUAGUGCCAGAUUUGGGCCAGGUGCAUGGGCCUACCAGAGGUCAUGAUAAGAAAUUGUACAUUCCGAGGUCAGUAACUGAGAAACGUAAGAAUUCUUUUUACAUAAGAAUGAGGAAACCUUGGAAUAGCCUAAGUAAUGAAUUAGUAAAUGCACCCAGUGUCCACAGCUUCGAGAAUGGACUGGAUAAGUAUUGGAAACGUGAACCUGUGAAGUACAAGUUUGACGCUGACCCACCAGGACAUGAUCCGGCCAACCUAAAGAGGAGACAGAAUUUGGAACUGAAUAUAGAGUCUUAGACUGCGUUCAGAAGCAUCCAUAAGUAUCCAUAAAUGUCCAUCAAUUUGAGAUGUAUACUUUUGACCUGAUCAUGAUCUUAGCCUAUCAACAUUGGCGGACUGCUGCGCUGUACCUAGGAAUUGGAGCUCUAUAUACGGUGUACUAUCUCAGAUAUGUUGUCAAGAAUCCUGUACUAGCCUGUGGAAACCCGAAGUUCCAGCGUCUUCUUCAGAGGUGUGUCCCAUCCCUAACCAAGCCAUACUGGCCAACAUUUCUAGGCUUUGGGACCCACUUACAGACCGUGGGUCAUGUGGCGUUCCAGCCUUUUGUCGGGAAACACAAUUACAGGAGCGAGAAACUGAGUACCCCCGACGGAGGUGAAAUUGUGUUACAUUGGUUGGAGAAACAAUUAGCAGAUGAUGCUACUGAGCCUAUAGUUAUCUUAAUACCUGGACUAACGGGUGAUAGUCAGAGCAUCUAUGUGAAGCACAUGGUGGAUGAUGUCCUUAGCGUAGGAUGUAGGGCCGUAGUAUUCAACCAGAGAGGAUUUGGAGGAGCAGAGAUCAAGACUCCGCGUACAUUCUGUGCUGGUAGCACCGAUGACAUUCACUUUGUUUUGAGCCACAUUCACCAAACCUACCCUGACGCACCUCUUUUAGCCAAUGGAGCAUCAAUAGGAGGGAUAAUGCUAUUGAACUACUUAGCGGAGUACGGCAGUCGAUGCGUACCCCUUGCUGGUGCUAUGACAGUGUCCGUUGCCUGGGAUCUCGUGGAAUCGGCCAAGUCGUUGGAGAAACCUGUCAAUAGCAUCCUUUAUAACUACACUUUAACAUUGAACCUCAUCAGGCUUGUCAAACUAAAGGGAAUUCUAUUUAAGGACCAUUUUGAUUUGCCUUCAGUCUUUAAGUCUCGGUCUCUGAGAGAGUUUGAUACUCACCUGACGGUCAAGGUCUUUGGCUACCGCGAUGUCCACCAUUACUACAGCAGCUCCAGCCCCAAGGGUAAGCUGUCUAAGAUCACGGUACCCACCCUCUGUCUCAAUGCUGCUGAUGAUGCCUUCUCACCCAUCCACACUAUUCCUCUUGAUGAAGCUAAAAGGUCGCCCAAUGUUGCCAUAGUGAUGACCUCUCGUGGUGGCCAUUGCGGAUUCAUGAAGGGUAUUUUUCCAAGUGGUGGUAAGACGUACAUGAGCGAAAUCUUCUCAGAGUUUGUAGGCGCCAUCUUCAAUGAAGGAAAAGAUUAUCUUUCACGGGAUUGACCAACUCCAUUCUGAGAUUAUAUGGUAAUAAUUAUUAUAAAAAUGGUACAAUAGUUCUGGGUAUUGAAAAGAAAAGAAAAUCUUUGGAAUAGGUUAUCGUGUGAGAAUACAGAAAAAAAAAGAAGAAUAAGAUCUAUGAAAUUGUCAGGAAAAAAAUUGGCAAUCAGUAAGAAAGUCAUAAAAAGCAUUUGAAUGUUGAGAUCACUAAUGCUUUGGAGAUACUCACAUUGAAACAAUCCCUUCUAAGGUGCUUGAUCUUAGUUAUUUCACCCAGCUUCUCAAUAUUUUGAUAACUUUAUAGAUGCAAAUCAUUCAUGUCUUUCAUCUAAUAUCUAAUGUUUUGAUUAAUUUGUAGUUUGUAUCUACCACAAAAAGUGAGAUUUGGUUUUUCAAGUGUUGUGAGUGCCAUAUUCAAUGAAGAAAAUUGUACCAAAAAAAUAUGAAAAAGUAAUGAAAACGUAUGUAACGUUUGAAUGAACUUGACAAUUUUUUUAAGUUGAAUAUUAUUCAUGUCUUUCAAUGAUGAUAUUUUUCUAGUUUAUUCAUAUUUCCCAAGAAUGAUGCAGCCAGAAGUGAUUUUUCACUGCUUAAUUGUUUGGUAUCAGGGAUGGCAGUGGCAUGUGGCUCCAGGGCCUGACAACAUUUUUUGAAGGAAUUUUAUGCAUGCAUUGCGCACGACACGAGCCCGAAACGCAAGCACAAAGUCCCACCGGCUCGGGUCCCUUGUAAAGUGCAAGCUCGCUCUAGAUGCUCUCUGUUGCAAUCUGGGCAUAUCAGAGGGGUCUUUCCUCCUCAAAUUUUAUUAUACUUUAUAGAUAAAUCUGAUGUAUUUUGUAAGUAAAAGGUAAAAAGAAAACGAGGCUCAUAAAAUAUAUAGAUCUAGUCACGUUAGAUUCUAAUUCAAGGCUUUUUCAAGCCAUCAAAUUUAUUGUUCACACCAGGAUCAAUAAACACCACAACAGUGUCUCUUCAAAUCUCCAUUUUUUAUAAGUGAUGUAGUCAAAUAAAGCAAGAGGGUGCUAGCGAGCACCGGUUGCCUGCCUGGCCGGCUAGGCCCGUCGUGGAUGAGAGCGAUGGCUUGCUCCACCCCAGUACAUGCACCACCACUGACGCAGCAAAACACACGAUGAUCAAAGCAAAAGCAAAAAUAAACCCCCAAAGUUGCGUAUUCACAAGAUAAAUUUCCUAAAUAAUAUCCUUUAAAAGUGCUAUAGUAAGGGCUCCCAAGUGUCAAAUGCAUGCUGUAAACUAACAAGUUUGUUUGGCUUUAUCCAGACCUCAAAAAGAAAAUCGAAUGCAAUAGAGAUGGCUGGUUUCCAUUUCAGUCGUUCUGAAAUAUAUGCGCACGCCAAUGCAUACAUGUAAUGUACUAUAAACGUAACAUGAAUAUAACACGCAAUUCAGACGCUACAAGAAUCACCCUUGGAGGAGUCUAAUUUUUGUUUUGUCUGUCUUGUAAUUUUCGCACCAUAUUUUUUGCUAUUGUUUAUUCUCUAUUAUCAUCUAUAUAGAGUGUUUAAGUGAUGCAUUAAAAACGCGUAUUUUGAUCUGCAUCAAUUGCUCAUGCAGUAUUAGAGCGUAUCCCUAAAAAGGAACGAAAUCCGACGAAUAUCCCAUAGGCUCCUGUACAAAAUUUGGUAUCGAAUAUGAGAGCAUAUUCAACAGGUUAGGGCGCGUGCGCGAAUGUGUGAAAAAUACAACUCGUACAACAAUGAAAGCAAUGCAACGCGCAGCAUAGGGCACAACUACGCUCAACGACGUCAUAAUGAACUACAUGAAAGUCGCAUGUCAACAACCAAAUUUGAUCCUAUGAAGUGAUAAUGGCAUAAUGUGAUAAGUGACUUGUUAAAUCAAAUUGCUCUCUCUUUUUUUUCUGGGGGGGGGGUGGUAUAGAUGACAAUAAUUAUAUUGGAUGGCUUUAUUUCAUGAAAUAACAGAAAUAUUCCACUUGUUAGGGCCAAUAUUCCUGAAUUCUUCAACUUGGAAUAUUACUGGUAUUCCAUUCUGAGCCAUCCAAUAUAAUAUAAUUAUCUUUUCCGGCUUAUCAGCGAUGGGAUCAAAAGAAAAGACAGACAGUUAUUGUCAAAGCUGGAAUUUAUGGUAUAAAAAGGUGGAAAGCUGGAAAUUCGGCUAUAGCCGGAACUGGCAUCCCUGUUGAUACAUAUAAAAUUGAAUAAGAUAUGUUUUUUUGUUCUCAAGAAUCAAUAUUAUUGCAUUGCAUAAUAAAAUGCAAAUAUGCUGAUUCAGUUCAUCUGCUAAUAUAUGAUAGUUCUAACUCUAAAGACCCCCAAAAAAUGUCGAGAUAAAGAAAAAAUCUUGCCACUAUUGAGUUUGGUGAUUGAAAUCCACACAUUUAUAUUUUUUCCAGUUUUUAGUAUAUCAAUGUAUGUCAAAUAAUAAUCAUUCAAUAUUGCUUGAAAAAGAGGGUGAUAUAGUCUGGAAAUAAGAAAUAAAGCCUUCAUUUUGUUGUCUGCCACCACAUUAGGCUCCCAUGUUGCUCGCUCAAAAGAAACAGGUACAGUGUACCUCUAAUUCCAAGGGUACAACACUCACUUGUAGUCGGCUUAAAUGCAAUACUCCAAAAUAUGUUCAGUUCAACCUCAUAGAUACAAUAUAUCUAUUAUGUGUAUUCAUAAUGCAUUCACAAAUCUAGUAAUGUUGGAAUACAGGGUUGCUUUUUCGGGGUUUUAGAUUGUUCGUGUAAAUCUUUGUUGCAUUACAGUAAUCAAGGGGUCUGAAUUUUGUUGCUCGGGAUGUACAUAUGACAAAAAUAUGCAUGUAGCAUUGAAAAUGUGAUUGAUAUUUAUGGCCAAGAAGCUUACUUUGGGAUGUAGUCAAAACAGGCAAUACAUUUUUAUCCAACGACAUUUUACCAAAUGCGAUUUAUAUUGAUUUGUAAAACUUUAGAUUUCUUAAUUGAUACCAUCGUUUGAACCAAAUUUCUCAGUUUUAUAGACACAUUGUACCUCUCCCAAAUGCUUAGUUAUGUAUUAUUAAUCAGUUUCUCACUGGAAAUGGAUGGGAAUAACAGAAUGUAGGAUUAAGAGCUAACUGGUUAACUUGAUGCAAAUGGGACAGUGAUAUUGACAGAAGGAUGUGUGAGUUAGACCGAAUAUCCUGAACGAUGCAACUGUUAUGAUACUUCUUGCCUUAAAUUGUAAACCAAUGUAAAAUGAAAACUAAGAAUCGAAAGAUACCUCAUUAGUUUAUGUUGUAUUCAAUAUAGCAUCAUUAAUUCGUAUUGUCAUUUCAUGUAUAUAAUCAUAGAAUCUUUAUAAGAUAUUUAUAUCAUUUAGAAGAUAUUGAGUACUUUUACUUGUGAUUAAAAAUGAUUUAUAUUGAAAUUU
Lytechinus pictus (painted urchin) is the source of this 4940-nucleotide messenger RNA. Its product is annotated as phospholipase ABHD3-like. Gene Ontology annotation, molecular function: acetylesterase activity; monoacylglycerol lipase activity. NCBI's taxonomy places the organism in Eukaryota, Metazoa, Echinodermata, Echinoidea, Temnopleuroida, Toxopneustidae. The record is from RefSeq and is a predicted model, not a curated record. The transcript has 10 exons. Bases 406 to 1593 code for a protein of 395 amino acids. Gene Ontology annotation, biological process: medium-chain fatty acid biosynthetic process; medium-chain fatty acid catabolic process.